UAAAAAAAAUAUUUGACGCGAAAUAUGUCAAUAGGAUUUGUAAUAGUGUAUUUCCAUAUCUUAAAUAGCAACGUAAACAAACACAAUUUUAAAAAAAAGCCGAAAUUAAAUCACCAGAAACAUUUAAAACCAUUGAAUGGCAACAGACUGGUUCCGGAAUCUCAAAGUAGUAGACGGAAUAAGAUUGGACAACUAUUUUCUUUAUAAGCACGAUUUGUACAGAGCUGUGUACAUACACAGAAAAUAUUUGAAAUACUACAAAGAUAUUGGUAGAAAAUCUAAGAAAAAGGAGAAGCUUGAUAAGUCGGAACGACAAAACGCAAAUCCAAAAAAGAACGAAACUGUAAUUCACGAUUCGAUCUUGGAACAAACAGUCAGAUUUGCCAAGAGUCUUGUCCCAGCAGCCAUACCCCCAAGUAGAGAUAAAUCUCCAGUAUACUACACCAUAAAAGCAUCUAAGGGACACAGAAAGAAAAGCAAACCUGAAAACAACGAUUUACGCGAAAAAGAUAAAAUGACAAAGAAAAAAGAAGGAAAAAAGGUUAAAGAAAGAAAAACUAAAGAUAGUUUUAACGCUAAUGAGUUUUUAACUCCAUCUGAAAGUAAUACAUUAGAUGACCUACAAUUAAAUCAAUCAAUGACUUGCACAGACUCUGAAACAUUUGAUGCAAAAUACAAAAAAGACAAAGAGAAUACAACAGUUCAUUCUAAAAUUAAAAAUAUUAAUUCCGUUUCUGUUCAGAAAAUCAGAAACGUUGAUGGCGAUACAGAAAUAAAAGCUCUCGUCAUGAAUGAGAGCGAUAUAAAUACUUUAGCGGAAAGUAUCCAAGAGCCAAUUUUAAACGCUUUGAAAGGUUGUUUGGGCGAUAUUAAAGCCUUGGCUUGUAAAGAUAAUAUGAAAUCAUUGCAAACACAUUUGUUGUGUAAUACGCAAAAACUUGACAACAUACUCGUAACUCUAGCGUGUAUAGAAAAAAAGCUAGACGCACACAUCGAAAAGACGACGGUGAGAAAUGUCGUGAAAUCAUCUAGGCUAGAAGAACUCAGCAAAGACGUUAUAAAAGAAGAAUUAAGUUCAGAAGAAGAAUUACUUGAAGUGAAUAGAGACAACAGUGAUGUUGUUGAGUUUAUUUAUAAUGAUAAUGUGAUUAAAGGUAAUUUAGGAUGUGGAGAGGUACAAGACAAGAAAAUGUCCGCAUCGGUUGGUGUUAAAACUGAUCGUCCUAACAGAAUUCCGGCUAGAUUUUGUUGGACUGACACUGUAACGAAAAAUUAGGAAGCAUUUUGAUAUUGAAUUUGUAAUUAAUUAUACUUUUGAAGUAGUUAUGUUGUGUAUUGUAUUAGAUUUGAUUAGAUUUGUUGGCUUAUUAAAUUUGCUAUCAAUUAUAUCUUAAGCUGGUUUAUUUUUAAUUAACCGAGAUCGAAAAGAGAGGAAGGAGGUUGUUAACAAUUCGACUGUAUUUUUUCUAGAUGAUUCGAUUUUGAUGAUUCUUUUUUUAUUUGAAAGAUGUUGCUACUCAUGUUGUCCCAUUUUAUCAAGCACUUAGGUUGUGUUAUAUAUUAUAUUAUUAUAACGCAA
Molecule: messenger RNA, 1579 nt
Organism: Bombyx mori (domestic silkworm)
Lineage: Eukaryota; Metazoa; Arthropoda; Insecta; Lepidoptera; Bombycidae
Exons: 2
Coding region: 137-1276 (379 amino acids)
Source: RefSeq, a predicted model, not a curated record